Messenger RNA from Acaulospora morrowiae, 849 nucleotides. The record is from the annotation of a GenBank genome assembly. Lineage: Eukaryota; Fungi; Glomeromycota; Glomeromycetes; Diversisporales; Acaulosporaceae.
AUGUCUAAGAAUAGUUCUCUACAUUAUUAUGAUGAUGGAGAUAUUAUAAUUGUCAUUAAGGACGUUUCGAUUUGCGCACACAAAAGAUAUCUAUCCAUGGCCUCAAAAAUCUUUUCCGACAUGUGUUCAUGUGCUACAGCAAUUAACGGACAAUUACCCAUCAUAUACCUCGACGAAGAAUCUGCGAUCACGUUCGAGGAGUUAUUAUCAUUUCUAUAUCCCAGUCAAUAUGUGCGCAUCACUUGGAAUAACAUUGAACCAUUCCUUCAAUUGGCAGAUAAAUAUGAGAUCAAUAUCGUCACUCAUGCCUCCGAAGAUUUCCUGGAACAUCAUUAUGAGGACUUCCCUUUGAAAUCUUUGAUCAUAGCCGAUUUUUUUAAAUUUAACAAGGUUUACAAGGAAUCUUCAAAAUUGGUUUUAAACAGGCUACUAGAUUAUAGGAAGCACGAGGACUUCAAGCGAUUAUCUUUUCGAACCGUCGCGGCUCUACAGUCAAGAUAUUUGGAUUAUAUUACUGCAAUUGGAAAUCUGGGAAAUUUUAAGCCACUCGAGGGUUUCACUCAUGACCUUUUAUGCAAUCGUCAUUCUCAUGAGGAGGAUUUUACGCAUGCACUCGACGGACUGAUUAAAAAAACUAAAGUGUGCCCUGCACCAGCGCCUUCGACAACUUUUAAAUCAUUUUUGUCUCCAGGUUUUUCGAUGGGACCGCGGACGUGCAGUAAAAGCUUUAUUGAGAUAUACAAAAUGAAGUUCAAAGCAUUUUUUGGACCAAUGGAACCGUUAGAAAACGAAAAACGAAAAGCUGAUGCUAGCUACUACAUAUUUAUUGAGCCUAUGAGUCGAACAUGA